Ochlerotatus camptorhynchus is the source of this 7552-nucleotide messenger RNA. RefSeq names its product Ubiquitin specific protease 32 (gene Usp32). Gene Ontology annotation, molecular function: calcium ion binding; cysteine-type deubiquitinase activity. NCBI's taxonomy places the organism in Eukaryota, Metazoa, Arthropoda, Insecta, Diptera, Culicidae. Gene Ontology annotation, biological process: protein deubiquitination. Gene Ontology annotation, cellular component: Golgi apparatus. The coding region runs from base 493 to 6162 and encodes 1889 amino acids. The transcript has 12 exons. The record is from RefSeq and is a predicted model, not a curated record.
AUUUAAAUACCUUUGUGUGUCUUACAUUAUACAGGUGCUAUAGGUGGAACAGAAGAGUGAAAACAACAAACAUGAAGAAUCAAAGGUGCAAUUAAUAACAGUAGGUAUAUCUAGCACAAAUAUAGUGCUGCAACACACAGGCAGAAAUAGAUAGAGAGAGGGAGAGAGAGCCGCAACACAUCAAGUAGUAGUGAAGAGAAGCAGCAGAGUGAUCAAUUGUUGUAUUGUUGAAGAAGAAGCCAAAAGGAAAUAACACAAAAGUGAGAUGAAGAUGAUGAUGACUGAUCGAGUCGUGUUUAUUGCUUUUGUUGAUAUGUGAUGCAGAGUGGGUUCGAAUCACGGGAAAAUCCCAAGUCGUCCCCCGAAGAACUAAAGCCCAAGUUAGUGCACCGUAGGAAGCAACAUUCGAUGGAGAUCUUCUAGCUGCAAUUGCUGCAGCGAAGCAAAUUCAAAAUCGACAAAGAGCUACAUUGGUGGCGUUGGAUCAGGAAAAUGGGUGCCAAGGAUUCUAAACCGUCCUGCAUAAGCUACGAAGAUGCAGUGAAAAGGGUUACGGAUUCGGAACUGCGAAGAAUCAAGGAUGCCUUCAAACGAUCGGCCGGAACGAGCGGUACGGUUCUCAGUAAGAGUGCCUUCGUGCAGGAUGUCCUCGGCGAUGGCGUUCCGACGGUGGUGGCCGAUUGGCUCUAUGCGGCCUGUGGCGGUACGGCGAAAGGAAUCACUUUUAAGGAACUCCUCUGCGGGUUGGUGCUACUCACGAAGGGAACCCAGGAGGAGAAGAUAAGAUUCCUGUGGAAUUUGUACUGCAACGAAGCUGGCACACACAUCGUGAAACAAGAAUUUCUGAAAGCCAUACAGAUCGAAAAUACGUACCAAAGCAACGUUCUGAAUGCCACCACCAACAACAACAAUAACAACAACAACAACAGUAGUAUUAGCAAUAGUAGUAGUAACAACAGCAGCAACAAUAACAACAAUCCAGUAACAGUGAGCAAAAGCAACAGCCUGCCCAAGUACACGGUGGCCCUGUUCGGUCUGAACGAUCGUGUCACAUUUGAACAGUUCAAAUCGUGGAUCCAGAUAUACAAAGGGGCAACCGUGCUUUCCAAAUGGUUGCUCCAAGAUGCAUGUGUCAAUCUUAGUUCUGAGUUGGAAACUCCUACCUUCUAUCAGAGCUUGGCCGGCGUAACGCAUUUAGAAGAGCAGGACAUAGGCGAUUUGGAGAAGGUGUUCUGGCUGUUGAAAGGAUUAGCACUGACGGGGCAGUUGGAUUUGGAAUCGCUCGGACCGCUGAUAAGUCCUCCGGUGCCCAAAGCUGCCCUCGGUGGGGUUUUUCUGGCGUUCGAUGAGAACCAUGAUGGUCACAUUGACUUCAAGGAGUUGUGCUGCGGUGUAAGUGCAGCCUGUCGGGGACCAAAUGUAGAGAGGAGUAAAUUUUGCUUCAAGGUGUUCGAUAUCGAUCGGGAUGGAGUGCUGAAUUUCACAGAAGUUGGGAAGAUGGUAGACAUUCUGUUGUUUGUAGCCAAAGAAACGAAUGCAUCGUGUUAUAAAAAUUUAACCAGUAGUCAUGUUAUGGAUGAGUUGUAUCGGCGAGCAAAUGAGCUCAGCGUAGUUGACACGGAGAAAAGCGUAACGGUUCCUGAUCCGCUACCGGAGUUCAAGUUUACUCAGGAGGAUUUCCUUAUUUGGAGUAUUGAAAGUAGUACCAACUUGGUUCAACCGUUUCUGGAUCUGUUGUUUGAAGUUUGCCAUAUCGUGUUAGGACUGCGACCACAAUGUAAGCACUUAGAAGGCGAUAUCGUGCGGGGAUGGUUGGCUCGGGAGGUGCGGAGGGGCUACAAAGUUGGCCAAUUCUGGUAUUUGGUAUCAUCUGACUGGUGGCUCCAUUGGUCGCAAUAUACUCAGCCGUCUGCGAACUCUUCAUGCGUACAUUGUAAAAUUGCGUCCAGCUAUGCCAUCAGUAGGAACAAUGCAGUCGCCACCGUUGCUGGAGUCGAUGAAGCAAUAAUUUGUGAUGAAAGCUUCACUUCCAACUCAACGGAAAGCAUGGGAGAUUUACUUAAUGCAGGAGAUUCGUCUAGUUUGGGAUCGGGUAGUAGCGGAAUAUCAUGUGGCAGGCAUCCGGGUGGUCCUCCCGGAAUGAUAGACAACCAUAGUCUGAUAGCUCCGAUUCUAUACAAACAGAUCCCAACGUUGACCGGAGAAGGCGGAAGGUUGAAACGGGAUUUGACUCUCGUGCAGCAUAGAGAUUUUGAAUUAGUCCCGGAUUCUCUUUGGAAAGCCCUUUCUCAGUGGUAUGGUGGACCGCUGCCCCUCCCGAGGCAAGUAAUUCAACCGCUCAGCACAGGAGAUGUAGAGUUGGAACUGUAUCCUUUGAAUUUACGGAUAUUACGGCAUCAAGCACCAACUCCGCAGCAGCAGCAAAACGCCAAUAGCGCAUGGGGCAAUAUUUCCGGUGGGUACGGUGCACUGACAAGUGGAAGCUAUUCAAAUACUUCCGUGUCACCUGCUUUACAACCGCCAAAAAAGUAUCUCGCUUACACAGCAGCGUUCAGUCGACUUGCUACAGUCAAGCAGGUUGCUGAAUUUCUCUGCCAAAGACUGAAACUCAGAGUAGAAGAUAUUCGGAUAUGGCACCUAGUGUCGACUCCAACCGGCAUAAGUGAGUUCCCCUACCUUCUAGAAGAAGACAUCCUGACUCUCCAAGAAUUAUCGAUCGGUGACAAUGAUCAGAUCCUCCUGGAAAUCCGCAACAAGGACCUAACAUGGCCCGAAGAACUCGGUUCUCUCACGUUAGCUCACAGCAACAGUCAUAACAAUCUGGAACGGCGGAGUACGAUCGCCUCAAUCCAAUCUCAGCACCCUCCCGGCGCUACAGGAUUGCACAAUCUUGGUAACACUUGCUUCAUGAAUGCGGCCCUACAAGUCCUCUUCAACACUCAACCCUUGACUCAGUAUUUCAUCAGACGAAUGCACAUGUACGAACUGAACAUGGCUAACAAACUCGGUACCAAAGGCCAACUCGCCAUGCGCUACGCUGAAUUGCUCCGAGAAGUGUGGACAGCUUCGCAGCGAUCGAUUGCUCCCCUAAAACUGCGCUUCUGCGUUACGAAGCAUGCCCCUCAGUUCUCCGGCGGAGGACAGCAUGAUUCGCAGGAAUUAUUGGACUGGCUGUUGGAUGCCCUGCACGAAGAUCUGAAUCGGGUUAUGGAGAAACCGUACAGCGAAUUGAAGGAUUCGGAUGGUCGAGCGGAUGUUGUGGUUGCAGCCGAAGCUUGGAAUCAACAUCAUGCGAGGAAUCAGAGUAUUAUUGUGGAUCUAUUCUAUGGCCAGCUGAAAUCGAAGGUAACCUGUACGGGGUGUGGUCGCGAUUCGGUUCGAUUCGAUCCAUUCAGUUUGCUAAGUUUGCCGCUCCCGGUUGAGAACUAUACCUACUGUGAAGUUUUGGUUACUAUGCUGGAUGGAUCCGUACCAGUGAAAUACGGUUUAAGACUGAACUCGGAAGUAAAGUAUUGGGAUCUGAAGAAACAGUUGAGCGAACUGUGCGCUCUCGAUCCGGAACUGAUGCUAAUCUGUGAACUGUCCAAUUCCCAAAUUCGAUGCAUUUUCCCUAAUGAGCAAAAAAUCAAACCCAGUACGGCCUGUGAGUUGUACGUGUACGAACUGCCAAAAUUCGAUAACAUGCUUGUAAGAUCUCGAGCUGGCUCUGAACUGGCCAUCAACAUCGAGAAGGGUCUCAAAGACAUCCAGCGAACACCAGCUCUUCUACUACCAUCGAUAGAACCGAACCAGCUGACGACCACGUCGCUCAACACGACAAUUUCCUCGUCGUCCUCGUCGUCGACCACCGUGGACGAUACAGUGGCCAUCACCGGUCGUCGGUCCGGUCCCGGCGACAAUCCGACGAAAGUUGGACCCGGUUCUGGUGGAGCGGCCAUCAACGGUAACCGUAAAGCAUCCGGAACGACGACGGCAUCGAAGGUAAGCCGGUGCUUCGGCAACACACUCUGCAUGCCCCCGAAUAUGUUGUGCUUCAAGAACAUUCCCGAAAUCAGUGCCAGCCCGGAUAGUACCUUCAUCUUCAGCGAUACUACUCAGUAUGGUGCUAAUUCGUAUACAAUGAAUACGCAAUACAAGGACCAGAACCGGAAAACUGUAUCGACAACGAAUCUGCUGAACAAUGUCGACAGCAGUUGGAACGCGUCCGCUGUUGGACAUGACGAGCAGGAAACGCCCUGCAACGAUUGUGAUAUUAUCUAUAAUGGCCACGGGACCGACUACGGUGGUUCGCUUCCUUAUGCCGACGUCAACCACCACCACCACCACCACCAUCAUCACCAUCAGCAUCAUCAUCUACAGCAACAGCAGCCAAACCAACACCAACACGGGGAUUCGUUCAGUUUAAGUGCAAUUAAGCGACCACCCAGUGCGGGUAGUGGAAGCACUAGCGGAAUGUACAAUCAACAGAAGUGUAACUACCUGAUAGCAGUUCACCGGAAGCUCAGCAGGCAGGAUACGUACUUCCUGUCCCAUCACAAGUCCCGACCGGGUUUAUUCGGAGUACCAUUGUUGAUACCAUGUUACGACGGUGUUACCAACAAGGAACUGUACUGCUCGGUCUGGCUACAGGUAGCACGAUUGCUCAGUCCUCUUCCACCGACACCACCAGAUCAAUCGAAUCAUGCUACUGACUGUGAUGAUAGCCUAGGUUACGACUUCCCAUUCACGCUUCGAGCCGUGGCCAGUGGAGGUCGUAUUUGCGCCCUUUGCCCCUGGUCCCGUUUUUGCCGUGGUUGUGAAAUCCCCUGUAACGAUGAGCCUCUUCUUCAAGGACUGACCUGUUCGGGACCAUCAUCAAGCAAUAGCUCAACGCCAAAUCUUUCCUCGCGGGAACAGACUCCAACCUUCCGGAGGAAAACGUACGGAAGCUCGACGACGUCCUCAUUGGAUGGCAUGCAAUCAUCACCGACCCCUUCGCUGCGGUCGAUCAACACCAGCAACAUACAGAUCGCCAUCGAUUGGGAUCCAACGGCACUACAUUUGCGGUAUCAAAGCACUCGAGAGCGGCUUUGGACCGAACAUGAAUCGGUAGCUAUUUGCCGGAAGCAGCAAACCGAACCCGUUGAUUUGGACCACUGUCUGCGAGCGUUCACGUCGGAGGAGAAAUUAGAGCAAUGGUACCAUUGCUCGCAUUGCAAACAGAAAAAGCCGGCCACGAAGAAAUUGCAAAUCUGGAAACUGCCACCGGUGCUGAUUGUCCACCUGAAGCGCUUUAACUUUGUAAACAACAAGUGGGUUAAAUCUCAGAAAGUGGUCAAUUUCCCCUACGACGAGUUUGACCCAACGCCGUAUUUGGCAUCGGUACCCCAAGAAACCAUUCUUCGGCACAAGGAACUGCUGGAAGGGGGUGGCACCAACGACGGUCGAAAUCACGACUGUCACGAUGAGAUUGUUGAAUUUGACCGGGAAAUGUCCAUGAUCGAUGAGGUGAGCGAUGAAGUUUCCCUCUCGUCGAUUACGGGCACGAUCAAUCAAGUCCAAGAAGAAACCUGUGAUAGUGCUGGUGAUGAUGAUGAUGAUGACGAUGAGGGUGAUGAAGAUGAAGAUGAUGCGGUGAAUAAUCAGGAUGAUGGCAAUAGUAUUACUCCAGCUAUUAUCGGUACCCAACCGGUGGCCUGUGUUCGACAGGAAAGCACGACCGGUGAUGAUAGUCCAGGAAGGGCGAAAGGUCGCUUGAGUAUGAAAUCAAAAGGUCAACGUAAGCGAUUGCUUUCGUCGAGUUUAACCAAAACACCAGUGAUUGAUGGACAGUUUACAGACUUCCACAAACACCAUUUGAAACCCGAACGGGACGCAUUCGAUAUGAAGUACCAAUUGUACGCGGCUGUGUGCCAUUCGGGGAUGCUGAACGGUGGUCACUACAUCUCUUAUGCGGCCAAUCCGAAUGGUUCGUGGUACUGCUACAACGACAGCUCCUGUCGGGAAAUUCCAACCCGACCGAAGAUCGAUCCCAGCACGGCCUAUCUGCUGUUCUACGAGCGACGCGAUUUGGACUACGAGCCCUACUUGCCAAAGGUGGACGGGAAGCAAAUUCCGCCCGAACAUUUGGCCGAGUUCGAGGAGAGCGAGAACGAGCUGAAGAAGAUGUGCACGCUUAUGUAGAAGAUAGCCCCCGCGCUGACCGGUCCCGUUCGUGGCCUCGGCGCAAGCACGCUAGGUAAGCUUUUCAACUUGUCGUUGCCUUCUGGUAAGUAGAAGGCGUUCUUAAGCAACCCAUAUUCGAUGCAUCAACAGUGAACAAGCGAACGAUGAUGAUGAUGGUGGUGUAGCUGCUACAAUGGCAAUCGCUGUUAAUGAUAUCAGAUCUGUUCCUUCUACUAAAGCAAAAAAUAAGUACCAACUUUACCGCGAACACUAGUUAAUAAUGACGUGCAGUUCACACACUGUACACCGCUGUGCUAUUUUUACUCUUAUUGUGUAUUAAAAUAUAAUAUCAGGCCAAUUGAGCUGUGGGAAAUAUUUUUUCCUUCUUUAACAUUUCCGUUUUGCUUCGUUUAGAGCUUAUCAAUCAAAAUCUUUACACAAUUCCUCAGAAGCAGCAGUUUUUUGUUACGUAUUUACGGAUCAAAAGCUAUCGAUAGCUGUACGUAGCUGGUUAAAGAAAUGGGAAAGCGCUAUUGUUUUUUUCUUGCUCUAGGUUUUUAGUAUCGAUACUAGCUUUAUUAAUGUAUUAAGCGAAAAAUUAGAUAAAUUAAAUUAAUAAUUAAUGAACUAUCAGGUACCGUUUAGGAUCACCAAUCAUAAGACAUUCAAGCGCAAAAAAAAACGACGAAACAUUCCAAAUAGCAGAAUAUGCUACCGUAGAAUCCCGUUAGUUUGAACAACUAAAACCGUAAUUAAACGGCGCUAAUUUAGAAGUUGUUUAACUGGUACCCCUACAUGUAGGCGUACCAGUUGUAUAAAUUUUAAGUUAGCGCCGUUUAAUUGUAAUUUUAGCCUAUCAAACUAACAGGGUGCAAGAGGUAGCAGUGAGCGUUAGAUAGGUACCUUAGAUACAAGUAGCAAUAUAAACCACAUUGGCACAGGAGGACAGUUGGCUUUCUAAGUGUUGCGAUAUGCUUGUAAUAGUUGAUGACGGUGUAGUCAGGGCCGAGUGAUGUGUCCGUUUUCUUCUUUGAUAUUAAACAUCGGUUAGUUGAUCCCAAUUUUGUACGUUUGUAAGCUGUAAUUGUACACUCAUUGUUAUUUCUCUAUUGAAAGUUUUGUUUGAAAAAAAAUGUGGCAUAUCUUUUAUUUUCGAGGGCUACCUGUACAAAUAAAUUUAUUUAAGUUCUCUCCCGAACUGUUGUUUUGGUUUCUAUUUUUUGCUACCGUUGUUCUUUAGAAAUCGACAGACGUCGUUUCAUUAGUCGUUAUUGGUCGCUCAUAAUUAUUACUAAUAUUAUUUUACUUAUUAUUAUCGAUUUCCUUUUGUUACGUGUCGAAUGUGACUUGGUUGAAGCAAUAUUAAAUAUUGAUGACUACGAAUACUGUUGAACAAUUGUAAACGAAA